CUCCACCGAAAGAAAACUUUGUUAGCUGGCCAACCGCUGAAAAUCCUUUUCCCCCUUUUCGUCAAAGCAGCUUUUGUGCCAAAGCAAACUGAAUGAAUCGGGGCUCUCCAAUCGACCGAUAGCCAUCAACAACGUGAUCGGGUGAGUGUUCUCUCUGUAGGCUACUUGGGGCAAAAGAGCUCAGUCACCACCAGCGCUGCUGGUAGAAGGGCCGAUCAACCCCCGGGACCCCCAACACUCUCCCACAGGGGCCACGGUAACACCAGGAGCGUACUUUUUCAUCACUAGUUACCGGCCUUGCUCACUGUGGACGCUCUUUCAAGAGGCUCACCCAUAAUAAAACUAUCGUCAAAUAUUGGAUGGAGUGUCACAGCAGAUGAAGGUUGCAAAUCAGAAACAUGCCUAUCUUCAUUCACGUGGGACCAAAAUCAAACGUUCCGGAAGUCUACCGAUAUUUCACAAGGUCCAAUAUUGGAUAUCUGGUUAUGGAGUUCAUUGAUGGCAUUUCAUUCGAAAAUAUCAUGCCCCAGGAAAAUCCUGAAGUCAUUCAAAAUUUGGCUGAAGCAAUUAUACGGUUUCGCUACGAAAGUUCCACCAGACUUCCCAGGGCCUCGGACUCGCGGGAUACCUCGAGGGUACCUGUUUUCUGAGGACGGGGCUGGAAAAUCACUCAGCUCAAUGAAAAGUCUUAAUUCAUGGCUGGGUGAACGUGCCCGACUUACUGCUUCGGAAACCGCAUUUGAUUUUCAACUUUCCGACUUUGUGUUCUGCCAUAUGGAUCUUAGUCGACGGAAUAUCAUUCUUCAAGAUGGGUGUAUUUAUCUUUUGGACUGGGAAUAUGCGGGCUUUUAUUCUCGAGAGUUUGAAAAAUACUCCAUCCUAUUUAUAGGACAGAAGGAAGACCCCAAUUUCGCAUACAAUCUCACAAAUGCGCUUGACUCUAUAUAUCAAAAAGAGGGUAUGAAAACUAAAGAUGGACAUAUAAUUGGACUUUUGGAUCGAGUUUAUCAGAACAAUUUGAAAUAUAUUUUUUCCAAUCCACCGGAGAUAGACUGGGAAUCAGUGAAGCAGUUUGAUUUGCUUAUUUGAUGUACCAUGUGUCGAGUAAAUUUUACAUCAGCAAUCAAAUAGCUCUAGUAAAAUUCACCAAUUUCCAUUGGAUCUGGGAGCUGCACAAUGUGUCCUUGGGCGUUUCUAUGGUAUCGAUUUUGCAUGCGUUGCAUGAACCCGUUCCUCUCAUUAUCGGAGAGCGGAAUAUAUCCUUGACUCGUCAUAUCCAAGAAGACCGUUCCCCUAUAAGAUACGUUAGAUGAAUCAAGUUUCAAGAAAAAGGUUCUGCUUAGCCGACAUACAUACACUCAAUAACGACAGCCAUUUCCAGAACCUGUCAUUUGAUACCUGGUGCAUCCCUUCACCUGAAUCAAUUGGAGGCAGUGCCCUACUUUGGGAUUGGCGCAAGUAUGAUAAUCAAAGUAUGUAAGCCUUGAGUCUGAUAGGGCAUAGGGGUGCAAUGUCGCGCUGAAAGUCCCAUUUUCAUCGCCACCAUUUGCAAGAGACAUGUUCAAGCGAACAUAUGAUGUUUCACCCUGGAGAAUCAGUCAUAUCGUUAAAGUUCAUUUUUGGCGGUCCAAGAGACUGUGGUGCAAAAGACCAAAGCGGGGGAGGAUGAAGAAAGCAUGCGCUUUGACAAACUUUCCGCCUGACAAACCUUCAGAUCCCUGUUUGACGCUUACAUGAAUUAUACAACAACCCUCUGUUCAUGGUAUUGUUCAGUACCAAUAAAUUAAACUCUAGGAACAUGCGCGGUAAUCUAUGGUUUAGGAAGUGUCUUGGCAGCGAGAUGUGGUUAAAAUGGAACCCGAAUUUGGUAGCUUCUAUGGCUCAUUUUGUUGAACGGUGUAAAGUUUGCUUGAUUGAAAAUUGCUAGACGUGAACGACAUGGACGGCGUCGCGCCUCUCGUCUGCUGGGAUGGCUUCAGGCCACAUAUACAGGAGCUGAUAUAUAGUUCUACAGCUAUAGCUAUACUGACACACACUAUGACCUUUGAGGCUGUUCCAAUCAGAGUCGAGAAGGUGUCGCAUGUUUUCCAUGCAAUUACCCUCGAGGGGAGCUUCCGCGCGAGUAGUCUCGCUCGUACUGCAUCGUUUUUGUCUAUGCUGCCAGGGAUUUGAGUUCCUGCGCCAAAAAGCAAGACUGCGCUCUUCAGGUUUGGACACGUAGCGAUUUUACGUUCGCGAGUUUUUUUUUUUUUGGUUGCCGGAAUGAUACCCUUUGUAUCACGCAUCUGUUCCAAAGACGUACCCAAAUGGUAGUAGGCUGCUGAGAUUGGGAGGGGGAUCUCGGGUAACCGAGCAUGAACAAGAGCUCAUGUCUGGAGGGCCUAGGGUUUGUGGUUCCUGGUGUCAAGUUGUUGAUAUUCGUUUGCAUCGAGUGUUUCAAAACCAGCAGCUAGCAUAAACUAGCCAUCAUCCCUCAGGAGACCUAGCACAUUCCCGAUGUUGGUUCUCAAGGAUGCGACAAGAGCUCGUCCUGAUUUCUCAAAGGGAUUGCAAGCCUGGUCCAUGAUGCUCUGAAAUGGGUCAGGUGAAUCCACGUAGCCAAGUAAGCUCUUUGACAACGUCCUCUGCGGUGAGAGGCACAGCUCUGCCGGGAGGCCCAUGACCCGUUCGACGCUGCUGAUACUGUGCUGGGCCACUUGAACCACGAUUUUGAUAUACAAGUCGCCCUUGAUGGGCGGUAGGCCGCUAAUAUGAGUGAACCCCGGCAAAUUCUCAAAGAAGCCGAGGAUAUCAUGCAGGCCCAUCAAGAACCGGUAGACGUGAAAGAAGAUGGAGUCGUAUAUCUGUAGCAGUUGUAUGUGGCCAGACAAGCACAUGAGCACGACCGGUGUGUUCAAAGGCGACGAUCCGUGAUCCUGGAUUGGCGAGAUGAUUUGCUUGACAAUGGCCGCCAAUUUGGAGGUACUCUCCAGGGCCCGGAGGAUGGGGUUCACCUGCAGAUCCACGACCUUGUCAACACAUGAAUGGAUGAGAUUUGGAGGGGGAAUGCUUAGAACGAAAGUGUCCAUGUGCGAAAGCUGAUGGGCGAUGUCUUCGUUGAGGCGAGCAAGCCGGGCGAGGGCGCUGCUCGAGCCGAGACACGGCUCCGACAGUCUACUUGCGAUGUUAAGGGCGUUGCCGGGUAGAGAUUGAAGCUGAAUAGUAGGGUCAACGCAGAAAUCUAGACUGUUGUUACCAGGCAGAGCGGGAAGUGAUUUUGGCGCCGGCUGCUCUCUACCAUGCAACCCAUGGAGGUCUGCUCCAAGGGUGAAGGCGCCUGGGUUGGGACCAUCGGCAAGGUUUGAGAGCGGGGCAGUGUCGUUAGGGAAUCCAAGAACCAGGGCAUCCACGACUGCGCCCGGAGUCUGGCUGCCGGAUACUCCCUCGUCGAAGAACAUGCUAUAUAGUUCGGAGUCCACAGUGAGGGGGUCGUGGAAGCUAUCGAAGCUGCUGUUACCUGGAGUCGAUUUUGACGCAAGUUCCUGGAAGGAUUCGGUAGGGGUUUUGGGCUCUGUUUCCGCAACGGAUGCGGGGGACACUUCGGGCACAGAUUUGGGUGCUGUGGCAGCUACAAAUACUGAAUGCCGUGGUCGUCGGGGUCCCCGUAGCUGAUGCGUGUUGUUGGGCCUGGUGGGAGGGCGUCCGAGUGGUCUUGGAGCGCCCGUUACGCAGGAUACGUCAGCUCGGACACAGCGGACGCAAGGUCCAUUGUCCAGGCUUUGCGAUCGCAAGCAUCGCAGCUUGUGUUCUCGACAUCGGUCGCAUGCCGACCGCUUAGCAGCCGGCCGCCGCUGGUGUUGCUGCAUGGUGGUGAUGGUGGUCAGUCAGGUUGGUACACACGCAAAGGGCGAUGGUUGUUUGGGUAACUAAAUGAACCGGAGUAUCUUUAAUCCGUCCCGCAUCAAUAUAAACUACCUACGAGGGCUCAUCAAGUUUACAUAAACAUCUCCUACUAACUAUUAUUUUACCUAUGUGUUGCAUGAUGAGUGUGAAUUGAUCUGCCUCCAUGUUAGGGGCACAAUAUGGGCUAGAUGGCACUGCCUUGAAUGCUGCUGCUUCUAACCUCCGAUCGGCGCAUUCACGCAUUCGGAGCCUUGAGAGUUGACCAUCUCUACUUACAGAGAGGUUUAUAUUAUCCCAUUUUAUCUAAUACUAAAUAUCCUCAAUCUCCCGACCUGGUUUUCUAUAUGGUCCAUUGCCGGUUUUAUUUCGGGGUAAAUGCCUCUUGCGCCGUUCUGAUGUCGAGAAUGUAUCUUACUUGGUCUCCAGCACAGUAGUCUUGACGGCAUGAUAUGAUUUAUACCUCCCAGAUAUUUGUCGGCAACUAAGGCAACAUUUCUUUCUCUGAAUUCCCCUAAACUCUGCUUCAAAUGUCGAAAAGCUACUCUGAGCUGCAUAUCGCAUGAUCAUAGGUAUUGAGAUCCAUGAAGGAUAGCAAAAGUGGACAUCUCUCUUUCAAUCUCUCUCUCAGCAGGAGCCAAGCUGAGGAAAGACUCACUUUAAAGUGGCAGGGAAACCAAUGCUGAUUGAGAAGUUACCUGUUUCCAGUCUUGCAUACGCAAGAGCUCAAUAUUACAUGAAGCUCCAGAUAUAACGCCAAUGCCUUCUGCCAGCUGCCCGCAGUACACAAUCGUCCUUGUCACUCAGCGCUGCAGGUGAACGGAAAAUAUGCGAGGUUGAAUUCGCAACAGGAGGAAUGAGCGCUUCUGGCGCCCGCUACCCCGUUAGCUGAGAGAUCCAUUGUCUUUCACUUAUGGGAGAUAGGCAUACUAGGUACAGACGACAAUAGGCUGGUAGUGCUGGGAUUCCCGAGCUGGUAGCUUGAAAUAGAGAAUACUUGAAUAAUUACAAAGCUCUUGUAUCACAAAAAAAGAAAAAGAAAAAGAAAAAAGAAAAGAAAGAGAAAAGAAAAGGAAAAGAAAAGCUGUCUUCGCACCGUUUCCCAAAUGGAAUUGUGCAUCUGGCUAUGAUGGCUGCGUUAAUAUUCAGCAUGGGAUCCCGGAUGAGAACCUUACCCCAAAACAUCCUGCUCGUGACAAGUUCGCACGCCUUCAUGAGGUCCUCUAUUGCGAACCUACUAGAGUCCAGAACAGCCUUUAACCUUCCCUGUUCGACUAUCUCAACAAGAGUCAAAACUUCAUACAUGUUGGGAGUAUUGGUGAAGAGGAUAUUGGAGCGAUGAUUGCCACUGAUCCAGGUCAGACACGAGCUGUUCAAGAACCAUCGAACCAUUUGUCUCAGGACACCGUCUCCUACAUGAAAAGCGCCGAUGUUGACCAAAGGGGCCACCUGGACAGAGAUAUCUUGAAGGUUUGCGUAGAGGGCCUGCAAUCCAUAGGCCGAGGCCAGAGAGCGUGGCAGCAAGGCGUGUUUCUUGUAAUCUACAAACUGUGGACAGCAACAUGCACUAUCAUCAGGGCCCCAGAAGCAUAAUGGAGAAUAACGCAGGGUGAAGCAUACUUUGUCAAUUCCGCAUCCUCGAAACAAAGCUUCAUUUGGAAUCACUCGCAACUCCCAAAAGGAAGGCAACCUAGGGCACGGCACAGCUGCACGGCGAUGUGUUCGACAAUCCCACUGGCCCUAUUGACGAGCACCGGCCGGCACGAACGGACCUUGGUAGUUUGAACCACAGUCGAGGCUGUUAACCCGUUGGAGAUAAGUCCAGCGUGCUGACCCAGGCUGAGAACCAGGUGCUCACCAGCGCCGUGCUCCUCGACACCGGGUCCCGAGAGUGACACAACAUAGGCCUCCGGUAGAGAGAGUAGAGCUCAUUCUGUUGAAUUGACUAAUUCAAUCACAGUCACUCAUUCUCUAUUUUCAGACUAGAUAAGAGAUGACUUUUCUGCUCUUUUAGACCUAGUUAUCACUAAGACUGAUGAGAUAACUUUCAUAAGAAACUUCGCAUGUGCUCUUUCAGAACCCCGGUGCCGCAGAACACAAUGCUCAUCGGCCCCGUCAUGGCCAGCACCCGAGUGCCGGGCUACCGGGCUGCCGUAGCCCUUCGGAAGCCUCGUCCCCCGCGACAGCGACAGGACAACGCGAGAGACGCAGAGCUCGGGGACUAGGGGCGGUGCAAAGGGCAGAGGAAGAAAGACGCCCAUGAAGUGGACGAUCAAGAAUCCGAGCACGACGUAGGAGACGAGGGCGAUGAUGUUGCUGGAGUUCGGGCCGGCGUGGGAAACGAACCGACAAGCUUGAGGGACGACUUGUAGUGGCCGCGAUGCUGGUAGGCCUAGGCUCGCAUUGUGGACGGCAUUGGUGCCGCGGGAUCGGAGCGUACCAUGUCUAGCUGUCUAUCUAGGAUAGAUAGCUGUUUGGAGAGACCUCCGAAGGCGAGUGAGCUGGUGUCUCAAAAGGCACGGAGCCGGACCUGUGCCAACGUCAGCUUCUUUGAUUGAUCAUACAUGCCAAUGCCACACCAUCUUAACCUAAGCGCGUCCAGCAUCUUAACGUGAGGCGCAUAGGCUCGAGGCUGUCUGCAAUUUAGUGAUUGACCGUAUCGACCCUUGUAGCGGGAUAAGAGGCCACGGGUGAGGUUGCAUGAACGGCGCUACGUUAAACCCUCCGAAUUUCCUAAUUAGGCAAUUUUAUUUUUACCCUCCGAAUAUAACCCCUUUGAUCAGAGACCCGCCCGAUGAGAACACACCGAAUGCACGGAUGGAUCUCCCUCCACAGAUCCGGACCGGGUAUUUCCUCUCUCUUCUUUUGUUCCGAGAAAUCUGCUCUUGUUCCUCAAGCGAUCGCGCCCCCGAAACCAAUAUUAAGAGGGACGCCAGCAAGCAGGCAAAUAUCCCGAACCCAUAGACAUAUAUGGCAUGGCAUGAUCCGAACACAGACCCCACGGCAAGAACAUGCUAUUCAAACCAAAGCACUCGCGAGUUACCUAAAACCAUGCAAGAGUCUUUGACCAGAGGCGCGGAAGACGACGAUGCACCCAGCAGCAACACCAUGAAUUUGUCGUCAGAGGCUACGACUCCAGAGAUUUUAGAAGCUCCAGAGACCCUAGACACUAUGCAUGUGCCUCCGGUCAAAAGAGACUGGAGAUUUUGGGCUCUCUUGGGUUCCAUCAGCCUCGCGGGUCUACUCACGGCUCUGGAGGGAACCAUUACGUCGACAGCGCUUCCCUCGAUUAUCGCCGAUCUAGGCGGCGGCCACCUCUACAUCUGGGUCGUGAAUGGAUAUAUGUUUGCCAUGACGGCGAUGCAGCCUCUGUACGGGCAGCUGGCAAACGUCUUCGGUCGCCGCUGGCCCAUGCUCAUCGCAACCGCCAUGUUCGUGCUCGGCAGCGGCAUCUGCGGUGGCGCAAACAACAUAGGAACGAUCAUUGUCGGCCGAAUCAUUCAGGGCAUCGGAGCCAGCGGCACCACCGUGCUCACCGAGACCAUCAUCUGCGACGUGGUGCCGCUAAGAGAGCGCGGCAAGUUUCUGGCCAUCGUCAUGGGCUUCAUCUUCCUGGGUACCGCGCUGGGCCCUUUCUUCGCCGGACUCAUCGUGCAGUACUCGACUUGGCGCUGGACUUUCUAUCUGGCGCUACCCGUGGGCGGCGCUGCCCUCGUCUCUCUGUUCUUCUUCCUAAAUGUCCAGUACAAGAAGGAGACGAACCUGGCUACGAGAAUAGCGACGAUUGACUGGAUGGGGAACGUCAUCUUCAUAGCGGCCAUCACGUCGGUUCUCCUCGGCUUGUCGUGGGCGGGAGGGCUGUACCCGUGGUCGUCCUACCACGUCCUGGUGCCGCUGCUCGUAGGCAUGGCUGGUCUGGCGGGGUUCCUUGCCUUUGAGGGCUCUCACCUUGCCCCAAAUCCCACCGUCCCGCUGCACCUCUUUUCCAAUCGAACGUCAGUCGGUGUCCUUGUCAUGACAUUCUUCCACGGCAUAAUCACCGUGUGGCAGCUCUACUUCAUGCCUGUCUACUUCCAGGGCGUUCUCGGCUCGUCGCCCAGCCUUUCCGGGCUCCAGAUCCUCGCAACAGUCCUCUCCAUCCUCCCUGCGGCGGGCAUCGGGGGAGGUCUCAUGACCAAGCUAGGCAUCUACAAGCCCAUCCACUACGUCUCCUGGGCCAUCACUCUCAUCGGCCUCGGCCUUUUCACCCUCCUGGACAUGAAUUCGAGCACCGGGCACUGGGUUGGCUUCCAGGUUGUCUACUCCAUGGGAGUCGGCAUGCUGGUUCCCACGCUUCUUCCAGCACUCCUAGCCCCGCUGAGCGAGUCUGACACGGCGCUGGCAACGGCAACAUGGUCGUUUGUCCGCAGCUUCGGCAUGGUGUGGGGGACGGCCAUUCCCGCUGCCAUCUUCAACACCCGCUCCGACGAAUUGGCACCCAAGCUCAUCCAGGAUGCCACGCUCAGAGCCGAGUUCUCUGCGGGCCAGGCGUAUGAGCAUGCUACUGCCGCGUUUCUUGGGACUCUGCCUCCGGCUUCACGUGUCGCAGUUACCCAAGUCUUUUCCCGGAGUCUGCGCCUAACGUGGUUGGUGUCACUCGCCUUUGCUGCUGUCGGGUUCCUCGCCGUGAACCUUGUGAAGGAGGUACCUAUGCGGAGUGAGUUAGAGACCAAUUAUGGAAUCGAAGAAAAGCCGAAAACGAAGGCCCCUAAAGCCUAAGAAUCUGGAUCUUGCAAGAAGUAGCGGCUUUUCUCUGAUAACAGUCGCUGUAACAGUCAAGUUCCCGAUUUGGGGGAUGAACGGUGCAAAGCUAGGCGGUCAGAUGAAUUUCAUCCCGCUGCAGAAUAAAAGGAUCCUAUAUACCGUAUUUUGUCUGGACUACUUUUCCCUAUCUGUCGAAGGAAGGGAGCAAUAUUUGGACGAAGGGCUCAUGAGUCAGUGUAUGCCUUCGGGAAUUGGAAGCUGUUUCUCUUGUAUAAAAGUGUAAAUUAUAUGUUCCGUAUUUGGCGGCUGUUUUAAAAGAGUACCGGAUAGAGGUUUCAUCUUUUUCUCUCAAGGGGAAGUGUUGGGUUUCAAGGGAUAACACAUCUCCCCCUUAAUACGUUCAUUGUUGUAUCUUCAUACCGCUAACUCAUCUCAGAUCCAUCCAUCUAUCUUGCUGUCUUUAGAGUUAGUUGCGAUUCAGAAUACGAUUUUGAAUCUGUUCCUUCCUCAAAACUACGUAUUUUCCAGCUGCUAGUCAAUGGUUCCUAUUUUUUUUGAUAUUUAACAACCCGCAUCGCAUGGGGGCAUUGUAGCCUGGGUUAGGUAGACUACAAGUGAUCUGUUGAUGUAAAAUAUCUUUCAGUUAAAACCUCUCCACAUCUCUGCCGGGAAGUACAUACCUACAUCGGCCCGAUUACUCUUACAACCAUGGAUCAUGGAUCGGAACAAAUUUGCUCAUAACCCUCCAUUUCUCUUCCACUAAAAUCCAAUAUUGAUACCGUACGAGGUCAAGAGCAACAAAACUGUUUUCAUGAAAAAUGUCGCCUGUUGAUGAUGACAGCAAUUCUAGUU
Molecule: messenger RNA, 9474 nt
Organism: Blastomyces dermatitidis ER-3
Lineage: Eukaryota; Fungi; Ascomycota; Eurotiomycetes; Onygenales; Ajellomycetaceae
Product: methylenomycin A resistance protein
Exons: 4
Coding region: 6850-8637 (595 amino acids)
Biological process (GO): transmembrane transport
Molecular function (GO): transmembrane transporter activity
Source: RefSeq, a predicted model, not a curated record